UUCGGUAUUCUCCAGCUCAACUUUCAAUGUCAAAAUGGCUCCCAACUUUCCUAAGUUGGAAUGGGGCUACGAUUUUGCAGAUUCUAUUCGGGUUAUCUGCGGUUUAGUACCAAAAAAGACACCGAAUGUUCCUAAAUUUGAUCCAUGGGAUGUUAAAACAUAUAAAGUUGAAGAUUGCAUUCAGGAACUACAAGAUUAUCAAAAGAAACUAGCAGAAAAGGGACUAAAGGAUCAUUGGAUUAGAUUUGAGGCAUCUCAAUACCACAAAGACAUUCAUAUCAACAAGAACUUCACAAGAUGGCAAAUGUUUGGCAGAAUGUUGAUUCCUGGAAUCAUUGUAGGGAGUAUUCUGGCAUACCUGAAAAUAAAUUACUUCACCUAUCAUGAUUAUGAAGGAAGAGAGGAGAGAUUUAAACACCAUUGAUUAUAUUAUUGCUGUAACACACAGAGCUGACUGCUAAUUGACACCUAUUUUGUGACUUGGUUAAUAAAAAGAAAAUGUUAUGUCAACUGA
Messenger RNA from Saccostrea echinata, 514 nucleotides. RefSeq lists its product as uncharacterized. The transcript has 2 exons. The record is from RefSeq and is a predicted model, not a curated record. Lineage: Eukaryota; Metazoa; Mollusca; Bivalvia; Ostreida; Ostreidae. The coding region runs from base 35 to 424 and encodes 129 amino acids.